This is a messenger RNA of Xyrauchen texanus (razorback sucker), 7415 nucleotides long. RefSeq names its product proto-oncogene DBL-like. The record is from RefSeq and is a predicted model, not a curated record. Lineage: Eukaryota; Metazoa; Chordata; Actinopteri; Cypriniformes; Catostomidae. The coding region runs from base 420 to 3797 and encodes 1125 amino acids. The transcript is spliced from 30 exons. Gene Ontology annotation, cellular component: cytoplasm. Gene Ontology annotation, biological process: intracellular signal transduction; dendrite development. Gene Ontology annotation, molecular function: protein binding; guanyl-nucleotide exchange factor activity.
CACCAAAGACAGAAAGAAAGAGUCAGGACUUUGUUGCCAGAGGGAGUGUGGUGUGUUUUUAAGGGGCUGAACGCCUGCAUCAUGAACAGGAAACCCUUGUAAGCUGAUACAGUUUUUUGAAAGGACAACAUCAGCCUCUCUGCCCCUCCCUUCUGUAUCUGUUUGUGUGUUGCUUUUUGUAAGCUGAGAUGUGUUAUUGCAGUGCCACUAUCGGCUACAGCAGGCUAUUUGCUGUAUAUAUUUCCGGAUACUGUUUCCUCUAGUGGGAGGUCUGUGCUGCUGGAGUUUUCGGAUGCACUUGCUCCUGCUCAAGGUGACUCGGAGAGUCUUGAUACACUGCAAAGUGAAGUGAAUCAUCACCUGGGAUCUUUGCUGUGGAGGUAGAGAUAUGGAACCUGGGUGGAUUGGGAUGUGAGGGCAUGGCAGGCCUAGAGUUAAGGCACUACUCCCUGAGAAACAGCCAAGGCAUGGGCUCGGUCUCUCCUCAGGAGCCCCAAAAAGACAUGGAGGGCUAUUACAACCUUUUGCAGGCCGGCUCUGAGCUAGAGAGCACACUGCAACAGGUUACAGUCCCUGUGAGUUUGAAGGAGGUGGCUGGCUAUAUUGAAAAACAAGUGGCCUUUUUAUCAGGGGGUCGUGGGGAGGAUUCUAGUGUCAUCAUUACUCUCCCAGAAUUCUCUGCUUUCAGUGACAUUCCCGAAGAAGCUCUGGCCAAGGUUCUCUCAUACCUCACACUGAUCCCGAGAGCACGGCAACCUGGUGUUAAAUUUAUCAUAAUUUUAGACCGAAGAUUGGAUACUUGGACCUCGAUCAAAACAGCACUUGCAAGGAUUGCGGCCUCAUUCCCAGGGAACCUGCACCUGGUGUUGGUGCUGAGACCCACCAGCUUCUUCCAGCGUACUGUCACUGAUCUCGGUUUCCGCUUUAGUCAAGAGGAUUUCAUGCUCAAAAUGCCUGUGGUGAUGCUCAACUCUGUCACAGAUCUGCUGCAUUACAUUGAUGAGAACCAGUUGACCUCAGAGUUUGGGGGCACUCUUGACUACUGCCACAGUGACUGGAUCAUCCUGAGAACAGCUAUUGAGAGUUUUGCCGUUAUGGUUAAGGACAUUGCUCAGAUGCUGCAGGCCUUUGGUACAGAGCUGGCUGAGACGCAGUUGUCAGAAGAGUGCAAUGCCAUUGAGUUACUACUACUGUCCCACACUGAGAAAUACAGGAGGCUUAAGGAUUCCAUCAGAUCAGUAAUGAGGGAGGGACGACAACUACUUCACAACCUAGAGACUUCUAGAAAGGAGGGGUACUCUGACACUCAUUGGGACAUAACCCAGGACUGGGAUACCAUGCAGAGGCUGCUGGCUCAGCUCACAGAUAUGGAGAUGGCUUUUGAUGGCUUCUUUGACAAGCACCACCUCAAACUCCAGCAAUAUUUGCAACUAUUGAGAUAUGAGCAUAGCUUUCAGGAGAUGGAAUGCUCUUUAGAGAAAUUGAGAGCCCAGGAAAGGAAGGUAAGCAUCACAGGAGAGUCAUUGGCACAAACAGAGCAGACCAUCAAAGAGCUGGAGAGUCUAGAAAAACGUGCACAGGAGGAGAUGAGUCAGACUCAAGUUCUUAUCCUGCAUGGACAUCAGCUGGCUGCUGGGCAUCACUAUGCUAUGGCUCUGAUCAUACAACGCUGUAAUGAACUCAGACAUCAAUGUGACACACUGACAUCUGCCCUCAGUACUAAACGCAACCUACUGACACAAGCACAGACCUUACUGCGAUCUCUCGAAAAGGCUCAGCGCUGGUGUGAUGAAGGUGCUUAUCUUUUGGCCAAUCAGCAGGUAGAUAAAUUUCAGUCUAAAGAGGGUGCUCAGACAGCGCUUCGAGAUAUUGAGAAGUUCCAGGAGGGGGCGCCACCUCUUCUCAGUGCAGGUGCUGAUGUGCUGUUUCUGGAGUAUGAAUCUGUGCUCACUACUUACCUACAGGCUCAUAUUGAGAAGACAUUUGAAAAGCAUAGCUCUGUGCAGGCUCUGAUUCAAUCCAGACAGAACUGCCUGAGGAAACUGGCAAACAAGCAUGUGCGACCAAUCCAACUGGUGGCCCCUCGACCAGAGAACCCACCACGCUCUAAAUCCCCCCUCUUCUCCCCCAAACAUGAUUUUAAUUCCAGUUUAAAGUUCACCUUUGACCUCCCACUUCCAAGCAAAAGAGCAUCAAGGAAAAGCCCUAACUCUAGGAAGAUUGAAGUGAUUCAUGACUAUAAGACGCAAAGCUGUCUGCCCUACAGUGUAGAUGGAGAGGACAGCACUGACCUCCUUAAACGACAUGUGAUGAAUGAGCUGAUAGAGACAGAAAGGAUCUAUGUGGAGGAGUUGCUGGCGGUGCUCCUGGGCUACAGGGCUGAAAUGGACAAUCCGUCUCUUGCUUCUCUCCUGCCAACAAGUCUUCGCAACACGAAAGAUGUGCUGUUUGGAAACUUGCCUGAUAUCUUCAACUUUCAUAGCAGUGUCUUCCUCCAGGAUUUGGAGAGCUGUCUGGAGACCCCUGAGGCAGUAGGGGCAUGUUUUCUGGAACGGAAAGAGAAUUUCCAUUUAUAUGAAUGCUACUGUCAGAACAAGCCUCGAUCGGAGUCCUUAUGGAGGCAGUUUUCCGAUUGUUCAUUUUUUCAGGAGUGCCAAAAGAAGCUGGAACACAAACUUGCUCUUGAUUCAUACCUGCUUAAACCAGUCCAGCGCCUUACAAAGUACCAGCUCCUAUUAAAGGAGCUUCUGAAGUACAGCUCAGGCUGUGAGAGGAUUUCUGAGCUGCAGGAGGCACUAGCAGCAAUGCUGGACCUGCUUAAAUCUGUCAAUGACUCAAUGCACCAGAUUGCCAUCACUGGAUAUGAGGGAGAUUUCGGCGAUCUGGGCCGUGUGCUAAUGCAGGGCUCUUUCAGCGUGUGGAUUAGUCAUAAAAAGGGUCCGAACCGCGUGAAAGAGCUGGCACGCUUCAAACCCAUGCAACGUCACCUGUUCCUGCAUGAGCACGCACUUCUCUUCUGCAAGCGCAGGGAGGAGCAUGGAGAGAAUGCUGACAAGACCCCCUCCUACAGCUUUAAACACUGUCUGAAGAUGAGUGCAGUAGGCAUUACGGAAAACGUCAAAGGAGACAUCAAGAAGUUUGAGAUCUGGUACAGUGGCAGAGAGGAGGUCUAUGUGAUACAGGCACCCACAGUGGAGGUGAAGAUUACCUGGCUGAACGAGAUCAGAAAGAUCCUCACCAACCAGCAGAAGCAACUAAAAGAGGAGUUGUGUCAUUCUUCUGCAAUCUCUGACCAAAAGCAGCUGUCUCCGCCCCUUUCUGUGAGCAAGCAGCAAAGAGCGUCCGUGAGCUCAGAGGGGACUGAGUCGGGACACAGCAGUCCUGACACGCUUAGUUGCUCUACCCAGCACCGGCGCAACAGACGCAGCUGGCCGGGUGCACCACAUUCUGUAGAUAUCUGUGAAGGUCUGGAUGACUGGAGUGGAGCAAACUGUCUCUCUCACCUGUCUGACACUGAAGAAGAGGAUGGUGGUCAUCUGGUUCCAGGCAGAUACAGGGCAUUUGCCGACUGGCAGAAAAACGGGCAAGAUAACUUGAUUGUUAAAUGUGGUGAUGUCAUACAACUGCAGCAUGAGGAAAAUGAUGGCCAGUGGCUGGUAAAGAAUCUGAGUCGCAGACAGGAAGGCCAAAUCCCUACCGCCAACCUCCAAGGCAUCCUGGGAGAUGGUGUAAAGAAUCACUCCACCUGGCUAGGAGACCCAGGCAAUCGAAAAGCACGGAAGCUGAGCUCACCAUAAAAGAAGUGCCCAGUGGUGCCCUGGACCUACCCAAACCACAUAGUGGCACAGUGACCGCAUACUUGUGUGAUUCUUGGAUUUAGAUCUGGCCAGCAGACUGCAGACCUUGCUUUCCAAAGCAGGACAACAUUCUAAAUAUAUCAGUGUUCUUCCAAUGUUCUUGUACUGAUCCUCAUUGACAGAUGCUACCCAAAUGAAACAUGUGGUUUUUGACCUUUAAAACUUGACGACAGCAAUCUUACAAGUUAUGUCCACCACCUCAAUGAGUGUUUUUGAAGAUUUGCUCUCUGAACUCACACUUCAGUCUUCCCGACUUGAAGCCUUGCAAAAAAAAUACACUUCUGAGAAUGUCCCAAUAGACUUCACUGUUCUUUUUAAUGAAUCAAGGCCAAUGAAAAAUAUCUUGGAACUGUUCGUAAUGGAUUUGUACAUUUUGUAAUUCACUCCUGAAGAACUGAGUGCGUUUAUGCUGUUAUUUAUUUUGUACUGUUAUUGUAAUUGUAUUUAUUCUCAUUGAAUGGAGAAACAGCUCUCUGAAGUGCCAUGGGAGCUUCAAUGCCAAACCAUGCAGUGCCAUAAUUGUUUACCCAUACUUGUGCUUUCAACUUAAUUUAAUGCAGAUUUUGUUCAGCAGAAUUUGAGUGCACUAGUUUAAUAUUACCUCAAAAAUUAUUCUCUAAAAGCACUUUAUUCAGGUCACAUGAAUUUUGUUGUGGCCUUUUGCAUCUUUCCACAGUUUUAAACCAGUUGAAUUUUGCAUGCUGUUAAAUAUUACCUCUCUUCAAUUGAUCAUGCAGAAUGAUACAGAAUCUGAUUGCAAAUACAACUGAAUACUCAUAGAGUCAUAAGGGAUUGAACAGGAACCAUUUUCAGUGUUGUGUUCAUACUAACACAUUUGUGUUUUUAUUGUCACAGUCGCGCUGCAUGAGCAGCUGCAAAACCAUGUUAAUGGAGGUUUCUUAUUAAGGGAGAUCAUACAGAAAACAUUAAAUAUACACACUGUUUUGAAUGCAAAAUUAAAUAUUGAUUGCAGUUUAAUAUGAAUAUACUACAUAAAAUCAAUCCCCCUAUUGGAGGAAGUAUAGGUCUCUGUAGAACAGUUAUUGGUGUUUUCAAAUCUGUGGGUGUUUUCAAACCAGGAUGGUCAUAUCUAAACUAACCAAUAAAAGUGGGGAAUCUCAGUGUAGAAAUCAGUGGGUGUUUCCAAACUAAGAUGGGCAUUUCUAAACUAACAAAAAAAGUAGGAAAUCUCAAUGGUUUGAAAAUGGCCACUGAUUGGAAAAAGCCAAUUUUUUGUUCUGCAGAGAUAAGUCUUGGUUGGAGGGCUGACUUUGAUAUACCAGUGUUGAAGUGGAAAUGAGCUGUGCAUACCAGCAGGGGACGCUCCAUAUCUCUUAUGGUAUUAAUAAUUUUUUGCUAUCAAGUGUGGAGCGUUUAGCUUCAGCCAGCCAUCAAAAAUAAUGUCUCAUACAUGUCUCAUGUAAAAUAGCCUACGACUUAUUAUACCUUAAUAUAACCUGUGCAGUUUUUUAUUUAUCUGGACCAUAUGUACUGUCAGCUUUGCAUAUUUAUAAUGGCUUAUUACUCAUGUUAGUGUAUCUAAAGGAAAUUAAUUGUGGGUUUUUAUUUUAUUUGUGCUGGCUUUUAGAGUAUCUCUAUGAUGGAAUGUACACCUAUUGCAAUGAUGAAAUACAAUUUUAUUAAGAAAUUUAGGAUUUAUCCUAAAGUUCACUAUAAUUGGCACUGUUUUGAGCAUGUUCAGCUCAAGGUUGUUGUGACCACACUAGACAGCCAUCUGAUCAACCUACCAUCUUUAUGCUGACCGUGGUGUUGUUUUCAAACUUCAGGAGCUUGACAGUGGGGUCUUAUGCAAUGCAGUCAUUCAUGUACAGGGAGAGGAGCAGUGGAGGCAGAACGCAUCACAGAGGAUCACCAGUGCUAAUAGUGAAUGUCCCGGAUGUGAGUUUCCCCAGUCUCACUAGCUGCUGCAUAUCUGUCAGAAAGCUGGUGAUCCAUCAACAGAUUGGGGUGGGCAUGGAUAGCUAAGUCAGUUUGGUUGAGAGAAGAUCAGGCAUGAUGGUAUUGAAGGCCAAACUGAAGUUCACAAAUAAGAUCCUUGCAUUAGUCCCAGGUCUGUUGAGGUGUUGCAAGAUAUAAUGCAGUCAUAUAUUGACAGCAUUAUCCACAGACCUGUUUGCUCGGUAAGCAAACUGAAGGGGGUCCAGCAGGGGUCUAGUGAUGUCCUUCAGUUAGGCCAAAACCAGUCUCUCAAAUGACUUAAUGACCAGAGACGUGAGAGAGACAUGUCUGUAGUCAUUAAGUCCAGUGAUUUGGGGUUUUUUUUGGGACCGGAAUGAUAGUGGAGUGUUUGAAGCAGCAGGGAACUUCACACUGCUCCAGUGAUCUAUUGAAGAUUUGUGUGAAGAUGGGGGCCAGUUAGUGCAGACUUGCAGACAGGCAGGUUAAACACCAUCUGGGCCUGAAGCUUUUCUAGUCUUUUGUUUCUUAAAGACCCAGCAUACAUCCUCCACACAGAUCAUAAGUGCAGAUUGAGUAACAGGAGGGGGGGUUCUAGGAGAUGUUGGUGUGUGUGUGAAGUGAAUAUCAGAGUAGGGGAGGGGUGUACGAUUGGGCUUUUCAAACCUGCAGUAAAACAUUAAAUUCAUCAGCCCAUUGUUGACUCUACAGACCAAGGGUGAGGUGUCUUGUACUUGAUGAUCCUUUUCAGGCCUUUCCACACAGAUGUAGGUUCAUUAGCUGAAAACAUUUUAUUCAGCUUCUCAGAGUUGCUUCUUUUAGCCACUCUGACUUCCUUUAGUCAGUGUGCUCCUGGUCUGGUUGUACAAUAUUUUAUCCCCACUUCUGUAAGCAUCCUCUUUGACAUGACGAAACUAUCUGAGUUUUGCUGUAAACCAUAGUUUAUCGUGAUUUAAUUAUAAAAAUAUCCUAGUAGGAUUUACAUAUCCUCACAGAAACUGAUAUAGGAUGUCACAGUCUCUGUGAGCUUGUCCAGGUCUUUGGCUGCAGCCUCAAAAUCAAUCCAAUCAGUGCAAAGCAGGCUUGUAGUUACAGCUCUGCUUCAUUGGCCCAACUCUUUACAGUCUUUACUAUAGGCUUAGCUGAUUUUAGUUUCUGUUUGUAGGUCGGCAGAAGAUUAACCAGUCAGUGAUCAGAGAGUCCUAAAGCUGCACAUGGGACAGAGCGAUAUACAUCAUUUACAGAAAUGUAGCAGUGAUUCAGUAUAUUUCUGUCUCUGGUGGGGCAUGUGUUGUUUGUAUUUUGGCAGUUCACUGGUGAGGUUAGCCUUUCCCUUUCUUUUUAAAAGUUUUUUGAUAAUUUGGCACGAUCUGCAUUACGGCGUGUAGAUGCCACACGUUUUUUUUUUUGUUUCCAUCACCUUGUCCCCUCCCUCAUCUGGGUGGAUGGUGUGGAAGGUACGCCCCUCCCCAGGGAAAGGGGGGGGGGGUAUAGGUCAUGCUGGGAACGGGGGAGGAAUGUGACCGGGUGGAGGGCGGGGCCGGGUCGUCAUUCCGCACACCUGGCCCCUAAUCAGGCUAAUCAAGCCUCAGUUAGGGAUAAAGGCCUACUGCAAGCUACAGUGUGAGAGAGAAAUUUACG